AUGUCGACCAAACUAUACAUACAGAUGCUGAAGCGCGCCGACGAGGCCCUGCAGCAGCUGCUGCCGGAGGACCAAGACCUGCUGGCGAAGACCAAGCCCAUCAAGGACGUGGAAGGCGCUCGUCUGACGGUGGCCCGCCUCUACCUCAUCUACGGGCAGAUCGUGAAGGAGCUGGACAUGUGCUACUUCCAGAUGGUCCAUCCGCAGAAGAGAGACCUCGUCAGGAAGCUGCUCGACCUCAGCGUAGGGCGCAUGCUGGAGCUGAAGGCAGAGCUGGUCACGUUCGACAACGCAGACACGGUGUACCUGGACGACGUGCUCAUAGCACUGCACAUGACCCCGUACAACGAGAAGAGCGGCGCGCUCAUGUACUACGCGCGGGACCGCGACAAGGAGCUGCAGGCCCGCCUCGUCGCCAUGGACGCCACCGAGGCCAAGAUCGAGACGCUGGCGGAGACGCGCGCCGCCAUCGACGAGCUGGGCGUCAAGAUCGAGGAGCUGGCCGAGACGUGCCUCUCGCUGGACAUGAUCGACGAGGACGCGAUGGCGGGCGUGGCGGCCAAGGCGGAGCUGCUCAACACGAUCGCGCAGAUGCUGGACGCGCUGGAGCAGGGCAAGGGCUCCAAGGAGGCGGUGGACCGCAAGCUGCAGGACGUGGGCACGUGGCGGAUCAUGCUGCCGCAGUACGAGGGCACGGCCGAGGAGGUGGCGGCGCGCAACGCGGCCGCAGACUACAUCCACCGCCAGCUGGAGGAGCUGACGGCCAAGCGCGACGCCGUCAAGAGCAUCGACCGGCAGCAGGACGCGCUGCCCGCGCGCAGGGCCGCCAUGGAGGAGGUGGACGCGAGGCUGCAGAAGCUGGCCGCCUGGCGCAAGGCGCUGCAAGACUUCGACCGCCAGCUCGCCGAGCUCACCUUCAAGCGCGCCGCCUUCGACGACCCCAACAAGAAGCGCGGUGCGCUCCCGCCUGGAGACGACGUCCAGCCGACGCGGACGCGGCGCUUCAAAAAGGCCCAGGUGGAUGAAGAGGAGGAGGAGGCCGGGCCAGCCGAAGAAGGGGGGCCGACGCGCGAGCAAGAGGUGGCGGCCGCCGUUGCGCUCAUACAGCGUCACGAGAGGGCCAGGCAAGGCCGCACACAGUAUGCUGAGGCGGCGAGACUGAGCCGCUUGAAGAAGCGCGCGGCUGCCGGGGAGUUACCGCCCAGGAUACCUGCCAAGGUGCUCAACGGCGCCGCCACGCAGAUACAGCGCGUCUGGAGGGGCUACAGUACGCGCAAAAAGCUGAAGCGCCAGGAGGAGCGCAGGCGGAUGGUGAUGAGCGAGGUGGUGCCGAGCUGGCGGACCUACGCGGAGCUGGAGCGAGUGUCGCAGGUGUACGAGCACCGGCGCGGAGUGCUGGAGGCGCACUUCCGGGAGAUGGAGGACUUCAUCGCCGCCGACCUGGAGCGCUACGAGCGCAAGCGCUGGCCCUGGCUGCUGGAGCAGUACUGCGACGAGCUGCGCGCCUGGUUCCAGGAAUGGUACGAGAAGUGCAAGUGCUUCCCGUUCUUCCCCGAUGAGGAGGACGGUGGCUCCAUGCUCCUCGUCCUGGGUCAGCUCAUGACACCAGAGCAGUACUUGGAGGUGCAAGAACUAAAACGUCUAGAAGCUUUGAAAAGUCCUAAGGAGAAGGAGAAGGAGCGUAAAGAAAAGGAGAAACAGAAGCAAAAGGAAAAAGAAGCGAGGAAGAAGGAAAAGGAAAAGGAGAAAGCUGCCAAGGAAAGACUAAAAAAACUCAUUGCGAUGGGAAAGGGGCCUGUGGGCUUCAAGCCCAAACCAUCAAAGGUAAUGCCGCAAAUGGAACUCGCUAACGAGGAAUUUGGCAGCGUGUGGCGGUGUCGGGACGACACGGCCAACACGCUGCAGCGGCUGGAGGAAGACAUGGCUCGGGACGAGAACAGGCCUAUCGUGGAGGCGCGGAUCCGGCAGGCAGCUGACGUCAUGAUGCGGGUCGAGCUGGAGCAGCUCGAGGCUGCGCUGCUUCGUGACAACAAGGGGAAAGGCAAGAAGAAGCCGCCGAAAAAGAAGAAGAAAAAGAAGGGCGGCAAGAAGAAGGACCCCACGAAGAACCGGACGACGGAGUCGCUGUUCGAGGAGCUGUACGCGGAGGGCGUGAUCCGGCGCUACGAGCCGGCGCGCCUGAGCGACUUCUUCGGCGAGAUCUCGCUGAACGCCUUCGACUACCGCUUGGACGGGCGCAACCCGCCGGGCGCCCCCGGUGACGUUCGCCACCUCAUCAGAGACCUCUGCAUGCUGCCCAUGGGCUCCGAAACGGUGCACCGCCUGGCGCCGCUGGUGCGAUCCGUGUGCAUCCUGGGCCCGCCGCAGUCGGGCAAGAAGCUACUGGCGCGAGCCGUCUGCACGGAGCUGGGCGCCGUCAUGUUUGACCUGACGCCGAAGAACCUGGCCGGCAAGUACCCGGGCAACAAGGGCCUCAAGAUGCUGCUGCAUCUCAUCGAAAAGAUGUCGCGCGUGCUGCAGCCCACGGUCCUCUUCGUGGACGGAGCGGAGAAGAUGUUCUACAAGCGCGUGCCGCCCGAAGAGAAGAAUACGGAGCCGAAGAAGCUGGCGACGAAACUGCCGAAGAUAGUGAAGAAGAUCAAAGGCGAAGACCGUGUGCUGCUGCUGGGCACCAGCAGCCAGCCGUGGGCGGCCGGGCCCAAGCUGUCCAAGGCGUACGAGAAGUUCGUGCUGCUGCCGCGCAACGACUACGGCACCGUGCGCGCCAUCUGGCACUCCGAGCUCAUGGCCUACCACGGCGUCAGCAGGGAGAUCGACCUGAGCGGCCUGACGCAGAUGACGGUGGGCUACACGCUGCCCGCGAUCCGCUCUGCCGUGCAGCAGACGCUGACGGUGGAGCGCCGCCUGCGGCUCGCCCAAGAACCGCUGCACCCGCUGGAGCUGUACCGGCCGCUGGAG
Molecule: messenger RNA, 2958 nt
Organism: Schistocerca gregaria
Lineage: Eukaryota; Metazoa; Arthropoda; Insecta; Orthoptera; Acrididae
Product: IQ and AAA domain-containing protein 1-like
Exons: 11
Molecular function (GO): ATP hydrolysis activity; protein binding; ATP binding
Source: RefSeq, a predicted model, not a curated record